Messenger RNA from Aureobasidium subglaciale EXF-2481, 1269 nucleotides. RefSeq lists its product as uncharacterized. The record is from RefSeq and is a predicted model, not a curated record. The coding region runs from base 1 to 1269 and encodes 422 amino acids. Lineage: Eukaryota; Fungi; Ascomycota; Dothideomycetes; Dothideales; Saccotheciaceae. The transcript has 4 exons. Gene Ontology annotation, molecular function: oxidoreductase activity; FMN binding.
AUGGAUACAAAGAACCCCAACAAGGAGUUCAGAUCUACUCCUGAGUAUGCCGAGUACCAGAGAGAAAACUUCUGGGCUGACAACGAGGGGAAGAUUCCUCCUUUUAACACUCACCCCGACAAGCUCGAGGAGCGAGCAAAAGAGAAGCUCUCGGAGGGUGGCUGGUACUACGCCUCUUCCAACGCAGGCUACUCGACAACACAUCUUGCCAAUCGCCAGGCCUUUUAUCGUCAUCGCAUCAUUCCUCGCAUGCUGGUCGACACCAACAGGCGCGACACUACUUGGGAGAUCUGGGGACACAAAACCAGCGCACCCAUCGGAUUCUCUCCAGUCGGUAUCAACAAGAUCUAUCAUCCUCUUGGAGAGCUUCCUGUCGCGAAAAUCGCAAAGGAACUCAACCUGCCUUAUUGUUUGAGCACUGCUGGCUCGCAGCCCAUAGAGGAUGUUGGUGCUGCUAACGGAGAGGGUCCUCGUUUCUUCCAGCUGUACAUGCCUCACGAUGAUGAGUUGACGAUCUCCUUAUUGCGGAGAGCUAUAGACUCUGGCUUUACUGCUUGCAUCCUGACUGUCGAUACAUGGCAGCUCGGCUGGAGACACGACGACGUCGCAAAUAGCAACUAUGCUUUCUAUCACGGAAUCGGUCACGACUUGGGCCUAUCGGAUCCAGUGUUCCAGAAGAGAAUGGCAGAAAGUGGCAUCGACCCACAGAAAGAGCCUAACAGAGCGGGUGCUAAAUGGAUCGAUAACGUCUGGCAUGGAAGAGCACACAGUUGGGAGAAGAUGCCUUGGCUCAUCAAGACGUGGAAGGAGAUGAGCGGCGGCAAGCCUUUCGCCAUCAAGGGUAUUCAGAGCGUGGCUGAUGCCAGAAAGUGCGUUGAGAUUGGCUGUGAUGGCAUCGUCGUCAGUAAUCACGCUGGUAGACAAGUCGACGGCGCUGUUGCCAGUCUCGAUGCCUUGGAGCAGAUCGCUGAUGCUGUUGGUGACAAGAUCUACAUCAUGUUCGACUCGGGCGUUCGUGGAGCUUCGGAUGUAUUCAAGGCUCUUGCACUGGGAGCCAAGUUUGUGUUUGUCGGCAGGCUAUGGAUUUGGGGAUUGAGCAUCAUGGGCGAGCAUGGCGUGAGGCAUGUCAUGAAGUCGCUUUUGGCAGACUUUGAUAUCCUGUUGAACGUUGCCGGCUACCAGAAUGUCGGACAGAUACAAGGUAACCGCGAGGCGAUCGAGUCGUUGCCAAAGGUUUACUCUCUGAUCCAGGAGAGAGCUAAGCUGUGA